AUGUUCCAACGGUUAAAGGAAUUCUACAAGGAACAUGGGCAUUCGAUUGUCCCGCCGGAUUAUCACGACAAGGAACUCUACAAGUGGUCACGCAACGUUCGACGAAAUUAUCAGAUUCAAUUCACACAAAGGGUCCGACAAAAAAAGGCCGCACAACCAACAUCAUCUGCUGACGUGACGGCCAAACGACGACCGCGACUCUCCGAGUCCAAAGGCAAACUGUUGGCAAGCGUCGACUUUUGUUGGGAUUUGCAGAAUGCCACUUGGGAAUUACAGUACCAAGAAUUGGUAGACUUUUUGGAGAAACACGGCCACGAACCCGUGCAUUCAGAAAAUCCAAGCCUCACCGUGUGGCUCAGCAAUCAACGCCGCGAGUAUCGAUUUUGGGUGCAAGAUUUGCCCACCAAUUUGACACCCGAACGAUUGGAAAAGUUUCAAGAAUUGGGCGUCUUUGACGACUACCGAACGCAGCAGGAAGCAUGGGCGCAGUAUUAUCAGUAUCUCGUGGAAUAUCAUCAACGAUUUGGAAAUGCUCACGUCCCGCAGAAUUAUCAACAUUCCGUCGUCAUCAAAGUGAUUAAUGGUGACGGUGGCGAUUUGGUCCAACGACAUACCACCUUUGCACUGGGAAAGUGGUGUAUGAACCAGAGAACAGCUCGUCGGCAUUGGGAUGAAUUGCACGGAAAAGAUAAUGGUGGUGGUGGUGAUGACCACAAUGAUUAUGAAAGAAAUGCGGCAAAUCAUACAAAGCAAAAAGGGAGUGGCAGUGACGAGAAGUCAACAACAAACAUUAGAUUCAUCACGGCGGAAAGAAUACGCCUCCUGGAUGCACUCGACUUUUCCUGGAAUCUCAAGGAAACGCAAUGGCAAAUCAUGCUCAACCGCCUGCAAGAGUACUUUCAACGGCACGGACACUUGAAAAUACCCACCAGCGAUUAUGCCAAUCGAGACUUGCGAAAAUGGUUGAUCAACCAACGGCAUCAUUAUCAUAUACAACGACGACGACCCCCCGAGUCCUCGCCCAUGACUCCUUUCAAAAUUUCGUCCAUGGAAGAGGCCAUCCCCAACUUCUCCUGGAAAUAUUACAAUAGCUCGGGGCCCACAGUACAGGAUUGGUCCAAUCUGUUUUCUGCCAUUCGAGACAAGGGAAUUGCACCCGGCAUGAGGCCCAAACAGCAUUGGUUUGAAGGUGAAAAUCCCUUUGCCGUCGAGGUCAAGAGUGACUGGACCGAAGAGGAAUUGAUUGACCUGUGGAAUCAAGAAGAGGACGAAGAAGAUGAUGACGACGAUGACUUUGGUAAGAUUGCAGACGGCUCCUUCACCACCAGUGUGAGCUCGAGCGAGAAUGAACAUGGCGGUGUGAGUUACAAUUACUACGUCGACAUGGACGACAACGAGGACAACUACCACCAGCGGUACGAUGCUCGAUCGGAACGCCGAGUAGCAAUGCAGAGAUGGUCCGACCCCAACCAGCAGAAUCGUGAAGAUGGUGACUCAUACAAGUCGAUACGAUCUUUUAGAAGACGGUAG
Molecule: messenger RNA, 1530 nt
Organism: Seminavis robusta
Lineage: Eukaryota; Bacillariophyta; Bacillariophyceae; Naviculales; Naviculaceae
Source: the annotation of a GenBank genome assembly